ACAGGAGACCUGCAUCAAAUAUAAGCUACUGCUCAGUUCAAUUCAAUUCAAAAUUGAGGGUGAAAUUUAUAAAUUAAGUCAAACAUCCUCUGAACAGGGAUAUUAUUAGGCAUGGGCACUCUCAUCUUCCAUGGAAUUAAGCUUAUCAAAUCUAAAAUUUGAAUAUAACUAGAAUUAAAUGAAAAAGGUUAAAAUUAAAAUCCGUUAGAUCCAUGUGAAUAAAGAGACCUCUAAAAUAAAUAAAUAAAUAAAUAUAGGCGGUUUACAAUAGCGAAAUGGACGGCGCCGUUUCUUGUGCCUAUUCUGACCUUUGUAGGGAGCUUCUGACUUCCGAUAGAGAGAGACUGAGAAAUGGCGCAACCGAGCAAAGAGCCGUGCAAGAAAGAAGCUUGCGACAUUCAAGCUUGUCUCUCCAAGAACAACUUCCUCCCUCAAAAGUGCCUUAAAGUCAUUGAAAAACUUCAGACUUGCUGUGAGAAAUGCGAGUACAAGUCAACACAUUGUGGUUCUUUGUCCGGCCUUCUGAAGCAAAUUUCCAAGUGAGGCUGAGAGCCUAACCUACAUAUCUUGCAUGCAAACUAAAAGGUCAAUAUCUUGCUUGUUUCUAUGGAAUACUACAGAACCAAAACCUUGGAUACAAUUUCCACAUUUCACA
Manihot esculenta (cassava) is the source of this 655-nucleotide messenger RNA. RefSeq names its product cx9C motif-containing protein 4. The coding region runs from base 352 to 543 and encodes 63 amino acids. Lineage: Eukaryota; Viridiplantae; Streptophyta; Magnoliopsida; Malpighiales; Euphorbiaceae. The transcript is spliced from 2 exons. The record is from RefSeq and is a predicted model, not a curated record.